AUGCCUCUCGAAAUGCCCCGUGUCGCACCGCGACGCAAGCAACAUGGUCGGCACCACCACGCCCAUACGGCCGCAGCCGCGCCGUGGACCGACGUGGAAGACCAUGCCCACCGCAACCGAAGAGGCGACAACGAAGACGACGACGACAGCGAUGAAAGCUCUGGAUACGACGACGACGAGCGGACGCAGCGCACUGACCGCCACGGCCAUGGCGAUGGCGAAGACGACGACGGUUGCUGCGCACCGUUGGCGGCGAUGACGAAACCCGUCGAGGUCGGCGAGCUGGGCUCGUACGGCUAUGCCGGCGAGGCAGCUUUUUGGAUCUGGCCGUUGUUUGGGCCUCUGCUGUUCGAAAACACAAGUAGUGAUGCGCGCGACGGCCUGGCCAACGAACGAACCUUUCUCUCGUACCUCCGCCUUUCCGUGACAAUGGCCGUUGUGGCCGUAGCCAUUGUCCUGUCGUUCCAUCUCAAAAACCAACCGUCACCACUGGAACUGCGGAUGGCCCGGCCGCUUGGCAUCAUCUUCUGGCUCCUUUCGGUUCUGACUCUAUUCGUGGGCGUCGCCAACUACAUCAAAACGGUCAACAAAUACAGCCGUCGGCAGGCUAUCGUCCAGUCCGGCUGGAAGACGCAGUCGAUCAUGGCUGCCGUGGCGCUCGCCAUUCUCGGUUCGUGCGUGACGCUUUUGGUUAUAAACCGGAUAAGCGAGAACUAA
Messenger RNA from Sporothrix schenckii 1099-18, 717 nucleotides. RefSeq lists its product as uncharacterized. The coding region runs from base 1 to 717 and encodes 238 amino acids. The transcript is spliced from 5 exons. The record is from RefSeq and is a predicted model, not a curated record. NCBI's taxonomy places the organism in Eukaryota, Fungi, Ascomycota, Sordariomycetes, Ophiostomatales, Ophiostomataceae.